This is a messenger RNA of Mauremys reevesii (Reeves's turtle), 1052 nucleotides long. Its product is annotated as olfactory receptor 2G3-like. The record is from RefSeq and is a predicted model, not a curated record. The coding region runs from base 96 to 1052 and encodes 318 amino acids. The transcript has 2 exons. Gene Ontology annotation, molecular function: G protein-coupled receptor activity; olfactory receptor activity. Gene Ontology annotation, cellular component: membrane. Lineage: Eukaryota; Metazoa; Chordata; Testudines; Geoemydidae. Gene Ontology annotation, biological process: G protein-coupled receptor signaling pathway.
GCCCUAUGCAGGAUUGAGCACUUGGUCUGAUCUUUAGAGCCCAUGGCAAACCCAGUCCAUUUCCCCAAGAUAUCAGAGCAGAGAAUCCAGUGCACAUGGCAGAUAAAAACCAAACCACCGAGUUUGUCUUUGUGACAAUUUCCAACCAACCCAGGCUGCAGGGCUUCCUCUUUGUGGUAAUUUCAAUCAUGUACAUCACAUCUCUGAUGGGGAAUAUCCUCAUAGGCAUAAUAGUUAGGCUCAGUCCUGCCCUUCACAGCCCCAUGUACUACUUCAUCUCCAAUCUGUCUUUGGUUGACCUCUGUUACACCUCAGUCACCAUCCCCAAGAUGCUGGUGAACCUGCUUUCAGAGGACAGAACCAUCUCAUUCACUGGCUGUGCUGCCCAGCUGUAUUUUCUUAUGGCCCUGGGGCCAACUGAAUGCUUCCUCCUUGCUGCCAUGGCUUACGACCGCUUCACAGCCAUCUGCCAUCCCUUGCGCUAUGUCAUUGUAAUGAACAAUCGAUGGUGUGUCCAGCUGGUGACUGGCUCAUGGGUCAGUGGUUUGCUGCUGUCAUUGGUGCAGACCUCACUGAUAGUCACCCUGCCCUUCUGUGGGGACAACCGGCUCAACCAUUUUUUCUGUGAUGUGACUCCCCUCUUGAGCCUGGCCUGCGGAGACACGUCCAUGAACGAAAUCGCUGUAUCUGCAGCCUGUGUCUUAAUAGUACUCAUCCCUUCUACGCUGAUCCUUGUGUCCUACAGUAAAAUCGUCUCUACUGUCCUGAAGAUCACAUCAGCCCAGCAGAGACACAAAGCUUUCUCCACCUGCUCCUCCCACCUCAUAGUGAUCACUCUAUUCUAUGGCUCCGCCAGCGCCAUGUAUCUGCGACCCAAAUCCAGCUAUGCCCCCGAAAGGGAUAAAUAUCUGGCUCUGUUUUACUCUGUGGUGACCCCAACAUUGAACCCCAUCAUCUACAGCCUGAGAAGCAAAGAUAUCCAUAAAGCCCUGAGGAGAAUGAUACUUCAAAAUUCUUUAACCCCAAACUGCAAGCAACCAACCACUGCUUAG